GGAAGUUGUAGUGUUGAAUUGUUUUCUACGUUUGAAAGCUCUGGACGAUUAUAGCUAGCUACCUCGAACAGUCUUCAAUACGGGAGAGUAUGAGCGAAGGUGAGGUUUUUCAUGAGAAACAGAGACUGGAGUUGUGUGCUAUCCAUGCUCUGAACAACGUGCUGCAGGAAAGGGUGUUCACCAAGGAGACGGCGGACGACAUCUGCAAACGGUUAGCUCCUCAGUGCGUGGUGAAUCCUCAUCGCUCCGUGUUCGGGACGGGAAACUAUGAUGUUAACGUUAUAAUGGCAGCGUUGCAGAGUAGAGGACUGUCUGCCGUCUGGUGGGACAAACGCAGGUCAGUGCAGAGUUUGUGUCUGGAGAAAGUCCAGGGUUUCAUCCUAAACGUUCCGUCUCGGGUGUCACUGGGGAUCGUGUCCCUACCCCUCCGUCGACGGCACUGGUUGGCCGUCAGACAGGUAAACGGGCAGUACUACAACCUGGACUCCAAACUGAAGAGCCCCACCUGCAUCGGAGGAGAGAGCGAACUCCGGUCCUUUCUUAAUGAACAGUUGUCUCAGGAUGUGGCAGAGAUGCUGCUGGUCGUCCAGAGGGAAGUGGAGGAAGAUGGGAGUUGGUUGACCCCAGAUGACCCCAGGAAGUGAUUCCUCUGACGUUAAUGGGACGUUUAUGUCUUUGGACGGGAAGCUCAGAAAAAAAACAAACAAACACCAGAAGCAAGAGAGAAAAUCACGUUAUGAGUGGAGAGAGGGAGGGAGCUCACACGUGAGGCAUUUCUCUGAUGAAAAGAAAAACAAUGAAACUACAGAGGACUGAUGACCUGCGUGACUGUCUUUCU
Messenger RNA from Chanos chanos (milkfish), 838 nucleotides. It is a transcript of the gene josd2, whose product is annotated as Josephin domain containing 2. Gene Ontology annotation, biological process: protein deubiquitination. NCBI's taxonomy places the organism in Eukaryota, Metazoa, Chordata, Actinopteri, Gonorynchiformes, Chanidae. The record is from RefSeq and is a predicted model, not a curated record. Gene Ontology annotation, molecular function: cysteine-type deubiquitinase activity. The transcript is spliced from 5 exons. Bases 90 to 644 code for a protein of 184 amino acids.